Arabidopsis lyrata subsp. lyrata is the source of this 1495-nucleotide messenger RNA. Its product is annotated as probable long-chain-alcohol O-fatty-acyltransferase 7. Gene Ontology annotation, biological process: lipid metabolic process. NCBI's taxonomy places the organism in Eukaryota, Viridiplantae, Streptophyta, Magnoliopsida, Brassicales, Brassicaceae. The record is from RefSeq and is a predicted model, not a curated record.
UAAACAAACAAAGGACUGAUUCUAAUACUGACAUAAGGGAAGUAGUGGGUGGGUUGUAGUUGUUGCAAAACCAAUAUUAAAACCUUUGUUAUUGCUUAAACUCAACAAUCCACAAAAAAAAAAAAAAAAAAUCUGAGAGAUGGAGGAAGAAAUCAAGAGCUUGAUCAAAGUAGGGUUUUUAACAAUAAUCUCUGUAUCUUACUGUUACUUCUUACCACCAUGAAUCAAAUCUGGUGUUUUUCGAUUAGUCUUUAUGUUCCCAGUCUGUGCAUUGUUACUUGUUCUUCCUUUGUUCUUCUCCUUUUCAAUUUUUUCUUCCACCACAGCGUUUUUCUUAUCCGCUAUUGCCAAUUUAAGAUUCAUCCUCUUUUCCUUCGAUCAAGGUCCUCUUUUUCCACUACCUUCAAAUCUAUUCAGAUUCACCUGCUUUACUUGCUUCCCAAUCCAGCGUCAACAAAACCCUAAAUCUCAAGAUCAUUUGUCCAGGCAUGUUUUCGCCGUUAAAGUUGCAAUCUUUGUUGUCUUGUUAUAUGUGCAUAACGACAUACAAAAUCUUCCUCCUACUAUGCUAUUGUUUCUCCAUCCGCUGUAUAUAUAUUUGUUACUUGAGAUUCUCUUAACGCUCCUUAGAAUUCUAAUGACCAUCAUUAUAAUUCUUUGUUGUGACCUAGAGCCACAUUUUUACGAACCAUACUUAGCCACAUCUCUUCAAGACUUUUGGGGUCGCCGGUGGAACCUCAUAGUCUCGGCGAGUCUUCGGGCAAUCGUCUACACUCCUGUGCGGCAUGUCUGCCAAGGCGUAAUGAGCUCUAAUUAUGCAAUGUUGAUUGGUAUUUUUGUGACGUUUGUAGUCUCUGGUGUGGCUCAUGAAGUGGUUUUCUUUUAUAUAACCCGUGAGAUGCCUACAGGGGAAGUCGCUUUGUUCUUUGUGUUACAUGGAGUUUGCACGGUGGCGGAAGUGGCUGUGAAGAGGACGGCGUUUGUACGGAGGUGGCCGGUGAGACCAGCCGUAUCUUGGCUGCUCACGAUGGGGUUUGUAAAUGUGACCGCUGGUUGGCUGUUUUUUCCUCAGUUGAUACGGAGCAACCUGAUGGAGAGAUGCUCCAAUGAAAUCUCCUUGCUCAUUGAUUUCUUCAAACGCAAGUUAGUUGAUUUUCCCCAGUGAAGAAUAUUCGGGUUAUUGAUCAAUCACAUUAUUUCAUAAAAUCAUUAAUGAAUAAAACUUACAAAAAAGUGAAGUAUGUGUUUCAGCGUUAGAACUUAGAAGUUAACGAAAAAAUUAAGUUUCUUCAUUUUAAUUAAUAUGUAUCUCAUUCUGUAAGUUAAUAUUAAAAAAACUUUAAUUUGCAUUACAAGACUAAACUUAACUAGGACCAGUGGACCACUAUAGAAGCAAAAGCUGGAUCACUCUCCGAAGCUUCUUCCGUUAUCUACCUGUAAAACCACAUGCCUUAAUUUCAUUCUGAUUCUUGUGUAUAUAUAUUACACGCAACGA